ACAAUGACAUGCGUAGAUCCAAGCAUAUUUAUGUGUGGGAAUGGCCCUGUCCUAAAUCCAGACUUGAAAUUUAAUGUUUACACAGCUAUUUUGCAAAAAAGAGGAUUUGUUGGCUAUUUGUAAAAACAAUUUUAAAAACAACAUAUCCUUUUCCUUACAUUUUACGAUCACGCCCUGCUUCCAGUUGAUCUACACAUAACCUACGGAGGAUAACAAAUAAACUUCAUGACUUUAUUUCAACUACAGUCACUUAUAAUUUCCAACAGUCCUUGAAUGAUCCCCCUGUUUUAGCUGUAAUAUUUACUUUCGGCUGCUGAUUGGGUGCUUGUCCGUGACCUCACUUCCUGCAUUCACGCAGCCAGUUCAGUCCAGUUCACCCGUUGCUGUAGUAAAGAUCCUGAGUCUGUCUCAGAGAGCUGUCAACACACGGCGCGGCUACCUUCCUCCACUCCGGCUGGAUCUGUGUGGCUGUGGAAACAUUCCUCUAUUAAACUCGGACCGCUUCACGUUUCAGCGACGGUUCCGUUCAGAUAACAGACACCCUCGCCUCACCAUGACACGAAGGUGAUCUUCAGAGUUUCCAGGUGGUUCUGGGGUUCCAGGUUGGUGUUGUGAGAGAGCCAGCUACCCGUGGGGAGGUGGACCGCCUGGGGGCAUUGUGUCCCUUGUUCUCAAGUGACUAAGGAAGGGGCUUGGCAAACUGUUCUGCAACAUGGAGAAGGGUGAGCUGAAGAUCCUCAACAAGGGGGAAGAAGAAGAGAUGGAGCUGCAAGGCUACCGUCUCUGCCGUUGGCGGCUGGCCCUUGUAGGCUUCGGGGUACUGUGUACAGGGGGCUUCCUCCUCCUGCUGCUCUACUGGAUGCCAGAAUGGUGCGUCAAGUCCACCUGCACCCGUACCACCGCCCGAGAUGCCAAUGUGGUGUUGCUCCGCUCCACGGAUGAGUUCCGACGCUGGUUCCUGGCCAGGGUACGAGUGAUGCUUGCUCCGGGGAGCAACCCCUUCCACAGCCUGGAGACCCAGACCACCUCCCCUCCCUCCUGCCCCUUCUCCAGCCCCUCCACUCCAUCUCUGGCCAACGGACACACUCCUCACCCCUCCGUUGGCAGCCCUGCUCAGGAGCUCAUUAGCAGAUUUUCUGACUACCAGCCCACACAGAUUCGCUAUUUUACCUUCCACAGCACAAAGUAUUACUGGGAUGAUGGGAUGCAGAACUUUAAACUUUUAAAUGGCCUGGAGGAUCUGGAGGUCAGCUGCUCUACCGUCCACUCAGAGCACAGCGCAGGCCUGACCACGAACCAGCAGGAGUACAGGAGACUGUUCUUCGGAGUGAAUGAAAUCACAGUGAAAGUGCCUUCUGUUUUCAAGCUGCUUAUCAAAGAGGUCCUCAACCCUUUUUACAUCUUCCAGCUCUUCAGCGUAAUCCUGUGGAGUACCGAUGAGUAUUACUACUAUGCUGCGGCUAUUGUUUUCAUGUCGGUUAUAUCCAUAGCUACCUCUCUGUACACCAUCAAAAAGCAAUACAUCAUGCUUCAUGAUAUGGUGGCAGCUCAUAGUAUCGUCCGUGUGUCUGUAUGCCGAGCCAAUAAUGAUGUUGAGGAGAUAUUAUCAACUGAUCUGGUACCAGGUGAUGUGGUGGUUAUUCCAAGCAAUGGGACCAUCAUGCCGUGUGACGCGGUGUUGGUCAGCGGCACCUGCAUCGUUAAUGAAAGCAUGCUCACAGGUGAGAGUGUUCCUGUGACAAAGACCAACCUCCCUAACCCGUUACCAGGAGACCGGCAGGGGGCGGACAGUGCCUAUAACACUGAGGAGCAUAAGAGACACACCCUCUUCUGUGGCACCGACGUCAUCCAAACCCGCUUCUACACUGGAGAACUGGUCAAAGCUGUGGUGGUCCGCACAGGUUUCAGCACAGCCAAAGGCCAACUGGUGCGCUCCAUCCUUUAUCCAAAACCUACCGACUUCAAGCUGUAUCGUGACGCCUACCUCUUUCUGCUGUGUCUUGUGGCUGUGGCUGGAAUCGGUUUUAUUUACUCCCUCGUCCUCAGUAUCAUGCACAAGAAUCCGGCGAAAACCAUCAUCAUCGAAUCUCUGGAUAUUAUAACCAUCACGGUGCCACCAGCGCUGCCAGCAGCAAUGACUGCUGGGAUUGUGUAUGCCCAACGGCGUCUUAAACAACUCGGCAUUUUCUGUAUCAGCCCGCAGAGGAUCAACAUCUGUGGGCAGAUCAAUCUGGUCUGCUUUGAUAAAACGGGAACUUUAACAGAAGAUGGAUUGGACCUCUGGGGAAUUCAGAGAGUUGAAAGUGGCCGUUUUCACCUUUCUGAAGAAAGUGCCCACAAGGAGAAUCUUGUCAAGUCCCAGUUUGUGGCCUGCAUGGCCACCUGCCACUCGCUUACCAAAAUAGAAGGCCAGCUGUCUGGAGAUCCGCUGGACCUCAAAAUGUUUGAGGCUACAGGCUGGAUCCUGGAGGAAGCCACUGAGGAGGAAACUGCUCUCCAUAACCGCAUCAUGCCCACCGUCGUCCGACCACCAAAGCAGCUGCUGCCUUCACAGCCUGAUGUAUCAGCCGACCAGGACAUGGAACUCGCUGAGCUUUCGUCAUUAUAUGAGAUAGGUAUUGUUCGGCAGUUCCCUUUUUCCUCGGCGCUUCAGAGGAUGAGUGUUGUGUCUCGUACUCUGGGGCAGAAGUGUAUGGAUGCCUACAUGAAGGGAGCACCAGAGGUGGUGGCCAGUCUCUGCAAGACAGAAACAGUGCCAGAAGACUUUUCCGAGGUUUUGGAGCGUUACACUAAGCAGGGAUUCAGAGUGAUCGCUGUGGCUCACCGACGCCUUGGAUCAAAACUCAACUGGCACAAAGUCCAAAACAUCAACAGGGAUAACAUAGAGGCAAACAUGGAGUUUCUGGGUCUCAUCAUCAUGCAGAACAAGCUGAAGGCUGAAACUCCAGGAGUGCUGCAAGACCUCCGUCGAGCAAACAUUCGCACUGUGAUGGUUACUGGCGACAACAUGUUGACGGCGAUCUCUGUUGCCCGUGACUGUGGAAUGAUUGCUCCCGGAGAUACAGUUAUCAUUGCUGAUGCCCUCCCACCUCAUGAUGGACAAGCUGCCAAAAUCACUUGGAGAUACGCCGACAAGCCCAGCAGAAAGACGCAACUCGAGGAAAUUAACAUAAGUCUGGAGGAUGAAGACCAUGUGGAAGAGCCUACAACACAAGAAAUGUACCACUUUGCCAUGAAUGGAAAAUCAUUCUCUAUAAUUGCCGAGCAUUUCCCAGACAUGCUUCAGAAGCUUGUGCUGCACGGGACCGUGUUUGCCAGAAUGGCGCCGGACCAGAAAACCCUGCUCAUUGAGACACUACAGGGAGUAGACUACUUUGUGGGAAUGUGUGGAGAUGGUGCAAAUGACUGUGGGGCGCUGAAGAGGGCGCAUGGCGGGAUCUCUCUGUCGGAGCUUGAAGCCUCAGUAGCUUCCCCCUUCACCUCCAGGACCCCCAACAUCUCCUGUGUCCCGAACCUUAUCAGGGAGGGACGCGCUGCUCUUAUCACCUCCUUCUGUGUGUUCAAGUUUAUGGCUCUCUACAGCAUUAUCCAGUACAUCAGCGUCAUUCUCCUCUAUUCAAUCUUUAGUAAUCUUGGAGAUUUCCAGUUCCUCUUCAUUGACAUUGCUAUCAUCCUCCUAAUUGUCUUCACCAUGAGUCUGAACCCAGCCUGGAAAGAACUGGUGUCACGUCGUCCCCCAUCAGGACUUAUCUCAGGACCUCUGCUGUUCUCUGUGCUGACCCAGAUCCUCAUCUGCUUGGGCUUCCAGACCAUUACGUUUCUUUGGGUCAAACGUCAGCCCUGGUACGAGGUUUGGACGCCUGAUACAGACGUCUGCAACCAAUUUGGUCACCUGAAUGUGUCCGACCUCAACAACACAGAAGUGGAUGAGCACAAUAUCCAAAACUUCGAGAACACCAGCCUCUUCUAUGUCUCCUCCUUCCAGUAUCUCAUAGUUGCCAUCGUUUUCUCCAAAGGCAAACCUUUCAGGCAGCCCAGCUACAAGAACUAUCCUUUUGUGCUGUCUGCUGUGAGCUUGUAUUUUUUCUUGUUGUUCAUCAUGUUUUAUCCCGUUGAAGGCAUUGAUCACUUUCUAGAGAUUGUUUGUGUCCCUUUUGAAUGGAGGAUAAGGCUUUUCCUGAUAAUUGUAGUCAAUGCUGCUGUGUCUGUUUUGGUGGAGACCUGCAUCCUUGACAUCAUCUUAUGGAAGCUUGCGUUCAGCAGAGACAAACAGGCCAACUAUGGCGUCACCCCUGCUGCCCCGACACCACAGGGGGCGACUGACCUGCAGGCAGACAAGUGUUUCUCCUGGCUGUGCCCACGCAGGAUGAUGGCCAAAGCUCGAUACAUGCAUCUUGCCCAGGAGUUAAGUGUGGACCCAGACUGGCCCCCAAAACCGACCACCACCACUGAAGCCAAGCCUUGCCCUGAAAACAGCUCUGCUUAUGAAAUCAUAAUCCCUUCCUAGCAUCUCCACGCUCCUCAACACUGCGGCAUCCCCUCCUCUCAUAUAGGACACUUGCCUAUGAGGAGUACCAAGGGAAACGCACAUUCACCUUAUCUCGAUUGCCUUCCCUCUUCAUGCAAAAACUACAUACUUUCACACAAAUCCCAAAACAGUUACCUUGAUAGCUUUCAAACUACUCCUGCUUUCUCCAUCACACUCCGUACCGAUGCUCUCAGGUUUCAUUUUUGGUUUGCAUUUCCGUAAAAACAUUAUUGCUGUUGAGCUUGAAUGCCAAUCUUUAUGUUUUGUCUGCUCACCAAAGCAGAGGUAGCAUUCAGCAAAGACUUGCAAUCAAAGUAAAAAUUGCACGUUUACCCUUUCUGGAGUAGGUUCAACUUCCUCUCAAUUUAUCUGAGGGUAAGCAUGUAGAAGAUGUGUGUUAAGUAGUGAAUAUAGUGUUAUAUCCAUAAGAUCGAAAGUCUUUCUAAAGUACAAACAAACAUUCAGUGAAGCUGUGGAGCAUAGGGUUGAAAACAUUUUACCCAAGGAGCACGACUUUCAGUUUUACUCUUUAAGUUAAAAUAGAGAUUAAAAAGGAAAGAGUUUGGAGGCGUUUCAGAGAAGAAAAGAAAGUGAAUGCACUUUAAAAAAAAAGAUUAGUUAAUGGAUGAAAAUAAUUAUAUAUUGACAUGAUUGUCCGUUCUGUUUGGAAGAUGUACUGAAGUAAUUUGAUUAUUAGAGGCUACGAUUACUACUGCCUAGCGGUCAUAAACAAAAAUUAGGUAAUUUUUGUUUGAAAUUUUUUUUUUUUUUACAGCAGUGCUUCUUGGUAUUAUGUCUUAUAUAGUUGAAAAGCCUGUUUGUUUCUUUAAAUAUUGCCAUGUUUUGUGGGUCGCGCAACAGUUGGGUAUGUGUGUUAUGCCCAUGAAGAUCUUCUCAAUCCUCUGUACCAAAUCCAGUGGGGUUGUGGCUAUGUGUGCAGUAGCGCAAGAAUACGUGGUUUAAUUAGAAAUAUGUCUUGUUUCUUUAAACUUAAAGAACCCAGUUUAAUAACUGAACCGACCAAGAGCAAGUUUUUCAUGGGUUUAACCCACAAAUGUAUUUUCCUACCAAUUUGGCGCCACUUAUGGGCAAAUAAACUUUCCAGCAGUAGAGGAAUUAUUGUUUAGAAGCAGCGAUACAACAAAGAAAUAAUUAACCAAACACACAUUUCCUUACUUUUCAUACUGCUUUUUGCAGUUGCAACUUCCACGCUGAGGAGUGUUGUUGCCAGAGCGCCACCUGUUGGCUCUUAAGUAUGGUGCGUUUACUUAUUGGAAAAAGAUCAGAUUUUUGAGUUUCAGAUGAGACCGACGGGGUCAGUUGAGCCUAAAACCGUCUUAUUAUGGUCACCUGCCAACUUCUUGGUGCAUCUGCUCAAUAUAUGUAUAUUUAUAAAUACAUACUUACUAAUGAAUUCAUGCAUUUUCUUAGGGACAUGGCGAGUCCUCAAUGAAAUGAGGUAAACAAAAAGUAUUACGAUAAGGAUGAUUUGUUUGUGUGAAAUUACUCCUAGACCAGCAUGUAGGCAGCUGUUGGGAGUAAAUGUAGAACUAAUCAUUUUCCUGUCUUUUAAAGGCAAAGGGGGAGAAAUACUUUCUUAGCCAACAAAGAUAAUUUAUGCAUUGUAUACUUGCUCUCUUAUGCCUCUCAAAGUUCCUUUAAAUCCCCAGAAAAGCAGAAAAUAGCUUUUUGAUUUGGUUUAAGCAAAAGACAUUUUCCCCGAACUGAGCAACUUUAUCUUUAACAGCUGCAAUAUAAUAACAGGAUUGACUUCAGGUGGUAUUUGUCUUCUAUUUCUCUAAUAACGUUAACAUAUGGAGCUGUUUCAGUAACAGUUUGGGAUGUUUUGGCUCGGUCUUGUGGCAUGAUGCCCGCUGUAAUUAGUAAAGUUUAGUUGCAGGGUUUUUGAGUAAAGAAAAAAUUAGAGGAACAGAGAGAUAAUUGUCAUCUAUUCUUUGACCAUAUCAGCCUUGAUUUGUCAAUCUAAAAUAUUAAAUAAUUUAUUAAAAAAAACAUCAAAUCUGGCACAAACAGUUAUAGCUUCCCAGCAUUUUUCUGUAGCUUUGUGAUGCAUCUUUAAGCAAAAAGCUGAAUCCUUAACUUUGACAGUCCUGACAUUAAUCUUCUUGUCAGUUUGUUUAAAUAUUAUUUAAAAAAAUGCUGACUUUGUGUGCUUUAAAUUCUGACAGAACAACAGUUUACCCUUUAACUAAACCUUAUACAAGGUAUGCUUGGUUCAACAUUUCACCAUCAGAAAAACUCCUUUCUAUGUAUGUAAAGAGCUUUAUGUAGACUGAAGUGGGGCCGUUUUGGGUGUAAAACAAUGAAAGCCAGCAGCAUACAGAGACUUGCAUGAAGCCAGCUGUCUGGGGGUCACCUGAUGGUUGCGAAGCGAGACAUUUUAACCUCAAGCAUGUGGCAUUACUGUAGAGGUUAAGAAACAUUUACCAUCUUACAUUGUAUAUCAGAGAAAUUAAUAAUAAUAAAACAGUUCCAGAAACGGCAUGUAUCUGGUUGGUUACUGUAAACCGUUUAGGAAAUGCAUGAGACUAAAAAGCUUCCUGCAUCUUCAGAUGUUUUCAUGAAAUCAGAAGCACGGCUUUUUUUUUUUUUUUUUUUUUUAAGCAAAAUUUCUUCCCGUGGAAGAUUGAUUACAGUUAAAACUAGUUAAUAAGGUAAAGAAACGUGCAUUUAAUCUGUCUGCUGCUCCUGGCUCCCCAACCCCACCCCAACAAAUAUUGAAUGAUGGAUCCUGAUGAAACGGUUGCAUUCAUGUCCUUCACAUAUCCUACCUGCGUAGAGUUAAGGGCUAUAUUUUGGGUUCAGCGCUCUUUAUUCAAGGGGUAAAAUAAGAAUAAAGCAGUAGAGGAGCUUAAAUGCGACCGUCUUUUUUGUGAUUGGAUUAUGUAUUCCAAUUUUACUGGGAAAAUGUUAGUUUAAAAUAACAUUAAGAAGCACGUGACUCUUACCCAGGACCUUGUUCUUUAAUUUAUAUAUAGAUUAUAUCAAGAGUCCCCAUGAUUUUGAAAAUUCCUUAUCUUUCUAAGACUGAAUGUAGUUGAAAACUAAAUGUAAUGCAAUAAAAAACCACAAUUACAGAUUUUUAUUUUCCAAAGACAUUUAUUCAUGUUUGUUCUGGUUGGUUAAAAUAAAAAAAAUGGGUGAAUGAGAGAGAAGAAAGUUGGAUUUUUGGACAGCGGUCAGAUGUGUCAAAUGAGAUUUGAUGGAGCACAUCAAGUGGACAUUAGGGGGUUAAAAAUUAUAUCUGAGGUGGAGCUUUGUCUGUAUUAAUGGGGUGUACAUUUCUCAUGUCUGUAGAAGCGGUUAAACAUGUAAUUAUAAAUAUGUGGGUUCUGAAUUCUAAAAGGGCUGGUGUAUUUUAUUUUUUUUCCUACUGUUUGGUACUGUCACAAUCAGUUGUUAAUCUUUAUUUUUUUUUAUUGUUUCUGGACUGUUUUGUCUUUUCUCCCAUGUGACAUACUUGUACUGUCUUGGUUCUCUAAUUGGGCAUCAAUCCUGGGCAUUUACUGCAGUCUGGUGAGAACACUUGGAUGAAAAGUUGCAGCCUAUGUCUGUUUUUAGGUUUAGAUUAAAAUAAUCAAACAUGAAUAAUUUGCUCUUGCAGGCACCAAACAUCUGAACUGCUUCUCAGCUGUUUUCCUUUUGUCUUUAUCUCAAGGUUUUCUAAUUAUUAAACAAAAUCUGACAAGAAGGGAAUUGAACACAACCCGAAUCACAUUUAUAGUUUCUGUCUGAUCCUCCGAGGUGUGUGUUAACAUUUUAUCUGACCUGUUUAGAAAAACAAAUCAUUUGGCAUCCAUGUAAACUGUGUCUGGCAAACAGAAUGUGCCGUGCUGUUUAUCAUAAUCUUACUAUAGAAACGACAUACUUCUCCUAGGAGCAAAAUGAUUCACCUGGUUGUGACAUAUCUGCAUUUUUUUAUUCAGAAAAAAUAAGUGUAAAUGCUACUGUUUUCUGCUACUCUGUAGUUUUUCCUUUUCAACAAACGAACGUUCAACAAGAACAUCUGAGUACCGGAGGUCCGUCAGGACUGGGCUCAUAUAUUCUCAUGGCAUUCACAUUGAGUCCAGCUUUGGAAUAAUGAUUUGUAUGUAAAAAAAAAAAAAUAUAUAUAUAUAUAUAGAUAUAAACAAAUUGGGCUUAAUGCUUAACCCAGAAAAAU
Girardinichthys multiradiatus is the source of this 8711-nucleotide messenger RNA. RefSeq names its product ATPase 13A3 (gene atp13a3). Bases 713 to 4507 code for a protein of 1264 amino acids. Gene Ontology annotation, cellular component: late endosome membrane. The record is from RefSeq and is a predicted model, not a curated record. Gene Ontology annotation, biological process: intracellular calcium ion homeostasis; polyamine transmembrane transport. Lineage: Eukaryota; Metazoa; Chordata; Actinopteri; Cyprinodontiformes; Goodeidae. Gene Ontology annotation, molecular function: ATPase-coupled monoatomic cation transmembrane transporter activity; ATP binding; ATP hydrolysis activity. The transcript is spliced from 34 exons.